AUGGCAGCCGCCUCCUUCCUCCUCCUCCUCGCCACCACCUUUCUGCAACUCUCAUCAUCCUCCCCACUGCAUGCCCACCCUCUGAAAACCAGGCUUUUCGACUUCAAGCAAACCGUGGAUCCGCCUGGCUCCCCUACCACCUUCUUUGAGGUAGCAAGGCCCGUCAAAGUCCCACGAGAGCCCCCCUGCUCCUCCGCCCUCAUACUCCAGCACGACUUCAGCUACACCUACGGCCAGCCCCCUGUUGAGGCCCAAUACACUCCUCCCCAGGACUGCCCAUCUGCUGAUUGGUCCACAAUUGUGCUAGAGUGGUCUGCAACAAGCAAAGGAAGGCAAUUUGAUAGGAUUUUUGGAGUUUGGCUUGGUGGGGUUGAGAUCUUGAGAAGUUGCACUGCUGAGCCUAGGGCCAAUGGAAUCUUUUGGAAGGUUCAGAAGGACAUUACAAGGUUUUCUUCUCUUCUUAAGCAGAAUCAGACCCUCUCUGUUCACCUUGCCAAUAUCGUUGAUAAGACUUAUACUGGCGUUUACCAUGUCAAUGUUACUAUCCGUUUUUAUGCUGAGGAAGGUGUUGGGAAGAGGUUGGGUUUGGGAUCUGUUUUGAAUUCUCCUGCUGACUUGAUCCUGCCCAUAUCUAGGAGUCCACCACUGAAUGAUGGGUAUUGGUUUUUGGUCCAAAACUCAACAGAUGUGCAUCAGAAACAGUUCAGCAUACCCAGAAAUGUGUACAGGGCAGUGUUGGAAGUUUUUGUUUCCUACCAUUCUAAUGAUGAGUUCUGGUACACGAAUCCUCCAGACGAAUACAUUCAAGAGAACAAUUUGAGUAAUGUACCGGGCAACGGAGCUUUCAGAGAGGUUGUGGUGAGUUUGGAUCAGAGAGUGGUGGGUGCCGUCUGGCCAUUCACGGUGAUUUACACGGGUGGAGUUAAUCCACUUCUUUGGAGGCCGAUAACAGGGAUCGGCUCCUUCGAUCUCCCAUCUUAUGAGAUAGAGAUCACACCGUUCCUGGGGGAGAUUUUGGACAAAGAGAACCACACCGUGGAGUUCUCUGUAACUAAUGCUCUGAAUGUAUGGUAUAUUGAUGCAAAUUUGCAUCUUUGGAUUGAUGGUGGCCUUAAGAAGACAAAGUGCAAGUUGCUGAGUUAUGAUGCGCCACCUGCACGGCAUAGUAUCUUGUCAAAUUUUAAAGGUCUUGAUGGGAUCUUCAAUACAAGCGCGAGCAGAUAUAUAGCAGCAACCGGGCGAGUGAAGACAUCCCAUGGGAAGAUUAAUGUUCAUACCAUCCAAAGGUUUGGUUACAGAAAUUGGAUGAAAUUUAGCAACACUGGGAAUGCUCAGACUGUGCGUCAGAGAAUCAAAACCGAUUCUGGUGUUUACUACCAUCUGAUGAUCUAUACUCGAUUCAGUUGA
Nymphaea colorata (pocket water lily) is the source of this 1407-nucleotide messenger RNA. Its product is annotated as peptide-N4-(N-acetyl-beta-glucosaminyl)asparagine amidase A-like. The record is from RefSeq and is a predicted model, not a curated record. The coding region runs from base 1 to 1407 and encodes 468 amino acids. NCBI's taxonomy places the organism in Eukaryota, Viridiplantae, Streptophyta, Magnoliopsida, Nymphaeales, Nymphaeaceae. The transcript has a single exon.